Molecule: messenger RNA, 5831 nt
Organism: Xenopus tropicalis (tropical clawed frog)
Lineage: Eukaryota; Metazoa; Chordata; Amphibia; Anura; Pipidae
Gene: cacnb2
Product: calcium channel, voltage-dependent, beta 2 subunit
Exons: 14
Coding region: 592-2535 (647 amino acids)
Biological process (GO): calcium ion transmembrane transport
Cellular component (GO): synapse; voltage-gated calcium channel complex; sarcolemma
Molecular function (GO): voltage-gated calcium channel activity
Source: RefSeq, a predicted model, not a curated record
AGACAGACACAGGCACACACAGACACACACAGGCACACACAGACACACACAGACAGACACAGGCACACAAGUUCAGUCUGACUUUCCCACACUGAAGCAGAACCAUUUUCUCACACCAUCUCUCACACACAGUAUCAUGUGACCAGGCUGUGGCUCAGUGUGUGGAGGAAAAGAAAGAAAGUAAGAAGUAUGAGGCGGCUGCUGCCAGAGAGAGAGCUGCAGUGUUAUGAGGAGAGAGGCAGGGAAGCAGCUCUUGCUCAGACCCUUUAGAUGACUGAAGCCCAUUAUGGGAACCUGGGGACCCAGCUGGAUCAGAAGCAGCUCAGAACUCCCAGCUGAAGCCCUGGCUCUAGACACUCCUUCCUCCUUAGUGAUGCCUGUAGGGGAGGCGGCUGAACUGUAGCACUCACAGGGAGUCACAGCGAGUGGAGCUGCAGGAAGGGGGGAGCUGCCUUCAAGGAGCACCUGGAAUAUCAGUGAUAGUGAUGGAAACUGUUUAAGUAGAAAGGCUACUGUGGCUAGUGCUGAAUGCAAGUGGCAGCCUGACCGCUUUACUUUAUCCAAGUAUCCUGCUGACUCUCCUUUAUUCCAAUGGUCCAGAAUAACAUGUCCAAGUCUUCCUCGGCAUCACAGCAGGAGAUCCAUAUGGACUCGCUGGAGAACCCCGCCGUGCAGACUUAUGGAAAAGGUGCGAGACGGAAACACAGAUUCAAAGGAUCUGAUGGCAGCACAUCGUCCGACACUACCUCCAAUAGCUUUGUGCGACAGGGUUCGGCGGACUCGUACACCAGCCGCCCAUCAGAUUCAGAUGUUUCUUUGGAAGAAGACAGAGAAGCUGUGCGAAGAGAAGCGGAACGUCAGGCCCAGGCACAGUUGGAAAAGGCUAAGACCAAACCAGUUGCAUUUGCUGUUCGGACCAAUGUUGGCUACAGCGCAGCGCACGAUGACGAGGUCCCUGUUCCAGGCAUGGCCAUUUCAUUUGAAGCUAAAGAUUUUUUACAUGUCAAAGAAAAAUUUAAUAAUGACUGGUGGAUAGGUCGGCUUGUAAAAGAAGGCUGUGAAAUCGGAUUUAUCCCUAGUCCUGUGAAACUAGAAAACAUGAGGAUACAACAUGAACAAAAAACAAAGCAGGGGAAAUUCUAUACAAGUAAAUCAGGGGGAAACUCUUCUUCCAGUCUGGGUGACGUGGUGCCUAGCUCCAGAAGAUCAACUCCACCAUCAUCCGCUAUAGACUUAGAUGCCACUGGCUUAGAGGCAGAAGAGCUUGACAUUCCUCCAGCCAACCAUCGCUCCCCUAAACCCAGUGCAAACAGUCUAACAUCGCCCCACUCCAAAGAGAAAAGAAUGCCCUUUUUUAAGAAGACAGAGCACAUCCCUCCUUAUGAUGUAGUGCCUUCCAUGAGACCUGUAGUUUUAGUGGGGCCUUCUUUAAAGGGAUAUGAGGUGACGGAUAUGAUGCAAAAAGCAUUAUUUGAUUUUUUAAAACACAGAUUUGAAGGAAGAAUAUCCAUUACCCGAGUCACAGCGGACAUCUCCCUUGCCAAACGUUCAGUGUUAAAUAACCCCAGUAAACAUGCAAUCAUAGAAAGGUCUAAUACACGAUCAAGCUUAGCCGAAGUUCAAAGUGAAAUUGAGCGAAUCUUUGAGCUUGCGAGGACGUUACAGCUUGUAGUUCUCGAUGCAGAUACUAUCAACCAUCCAACUCAACUGGGCAAGACCUCCCUCGCCCCCAUCAUAGUAUAUGUGAAGAUUUCCUCUCCAAAGGUUUUACAAAGGUUAAUAAAGUCAAGAGGAAAAUCGCAGGCCAAGCAUCUUAAUGUCCAAAUGGUGGCGGCCGAUAAGCUUGCUCAGUGCCCUCCGGAAAUGUUUGAUGUCAUUCUGGAUGAAAACCAGCUUGAAGAUGCAUGUGAGCACCUAGCCGACUACCUAGAAGCCUACUGGAAGGCAACCCAUCCUCCCAGCAGUAACCCUACCAAUGUGCUCCUCUCCCGCACACUUACAACCGCAACUCUUCCCAUAACUCCAACCUCUGCCUCUAACACACAGCAGAGUUCCCAGGGUGACCACCAGAAUCAGCAUUCGGCACCAGAAAGAACUGGCUCGGUGGAGGAAGACACAAGUGCUGAAGCAACGAAAAAGUCCCAUCAUAGGUCUUCCUCCUCCGCGCAGCACCAUAAUCACCGCAGCGGAGGGAGCCGAGGACUUUCCAGGCAGGACACAUUUGAUAACGAAACCCAAGCAAACAGAGAUUCAGUUUACCUUGACCCAAAGGAGGACUUCUCUUCGGAGCAUGGAGCUCCCCCGGAUUCACACAGGGAACAUAACCAUCGGGACGAGACACAUGCAGUUAGUGAACACAGGCACAAAGAGAGCCGGCAUCGGUCCAAUGAACCGGACAGGGAACACGACCACAAUGAAUGCAACAAACCUCGCAGCCGCCAUAAAUCCAGGGAUCGGCAUUGCGAGAAGGAUGGGGAAGUUCCUAGAAAGCGAAACGAGGCGGACUGGAACAGGGAUGUGUAUAUCCGCCAGUAAUGUUGCUCGCUAGACACCUUUUUUUGUGAUUUUAUUUCCUCCCGUCCUUGUAACGCUCCCUUUUACAUCGAUUUGGUUGGUUGCGUCCGCCAUGUCUUCUGUAUUUGGAUCCCAGUUGUCCGUGCAGCAACAACAUAGACUUUUAUAUUUUUGCUAGUCUUUUCAUCUUCAACUUGCCCCGGUGUGACUGUGACUCUGCCCCCAGACCAUGCAUUUUAGCUGUGUCUGUGGCUAACACGUCCCAUCUGUCUGCCCUCCUUAAAGGGAUGCUGCUCUUCAAAAAGGCAUGGGGCGCCUUAUCCUUGUCCGGCGGGACACAUUGAAAGCCUACAUGUGAUCACUGCAAAGGAUUUCUUCCAUUUAUGUUCAGUUUAAAAGUAGAUCUAUUAUUUCCAGAUAAAAACACGUCGCAGUUUUCCUCACAUUCUCAGCCACAGCCACUCGGAAUGAGUUUUUAUUUGAGUAUUUAAAGGCCACAGUUUCCUUUUUUUUAAAAAAAUUGCCUCCCCAAUUUUUUAAUUUGAAACCAGAGCUAAUAUUGCCUUACUCUUUACACAUCAAUACAUUAUCAGCCAUUUUCUAUGUCUUGUACACAAAGUUUAUAUGUCCCCCCCCCCAAUUCCUGCAUGGUUUCUACACAGUCGUACAUUUUCCAUGUAAAUCACUGGUGACUGGAACUAAACGUGGGACAAAAAUACCAUUUGGGACUAUUUGAAUUCAAUUCAUAUGAAUCUAUCCAAUUCUGUAGCCUCUUCCCUGCUAGAAACGCAUCUGGCGGCAAAGAGGCUCAUUUGUCCGUAGGUACCACAAUCCACCGUAGUGUUCAGUAUUAUCCGUAACUUAUUUACUUGCAAAACCACUGUCGGAAUAAAACGGGGCUACCCCAGUGUGCGAGGUAGGCAUGCAGAGGAGAAAUUGUUAUAUUUGUAUUCUAUUUUCGUGCAAAUCGUUUCGGAGUCACUUCGGAGGGAGUCAUUAUGUUAUCAUGCACCGAAAAUUAUUUUUUUCGUUCGUAGAGCACGUGAAUUUGGUACGUAAAAUGCAUGAAAACAAAAUUCUUGUCGAUAUGCACAAAGCCCUGAAUUGGUCAUGAAUAUAUGUAAAUAUAGAAAUAUAUAUAUUUAUAGCUGUGAUAUUUAAAUGCACCUCCGAGGGGGUAAGAGAGUGGAACGUACAGAGCCGGCCCCGAGAGGGUGUUUUGCUCCCAUUGUAUGAAGUUUAUAUAAAAGAAGGGCGAGGUUUGCUUAGGCAAAUAGCAGAGUUUGUAGAAUUACCGCGCCUGGGCUGAAAAGACUUAAAUGAUUCCCAUGUUUGUUAUUUGAAUUGGAAAGUUCCUAAGAGCCCAGUGUGCGGCCCAGCAAUUAGCAGUGAUGUGUCGUGGGUUCUGGCCGCACACGGAACACAAGCAGGAUAGUGCGCUGCUCAGACUUACGCACAAUACUGAGUCAACAUUUCCAUGCACAACGCACUCCUUCACGGGAACAUGGGUUCUGCUGCUGCCAUGCAGAGUGUGCAAGGAAAGGGGAGUAACAAGCCGGGCCCUGAGAGCUCGUUAUUUGUAUGGCCUCCCAACCACAACUGCUUUUCGGUCUAGUGCUGCCCUAGGCACCGUUCCGUUGCUGUGUCCCUCAGUGAAAAUGACAUCAUUGCACAAAGUGCUGCAUGUGAUGUCACUUCCAUGUGAAUGAUGUCAUUUCUGCCUGCAGUGCCAGCCAAGUAUCCCAUACUCCCCACCUCUGCCACCAGAUUUCAUAGGACAGGAUCCAGUGGUGGUGGAAAGUGUUUUUUUCACACAAAAAAUAAUUAUUUACCAUAUAGGCAUCAAAGGGCUGCCCCCCUAGGCACAGGCCCUCCAGUGCCCAUAUGGGAAAUACGGCCCUGCACCCUGGAGAUAAGAAAUUGGUCAUAUCAGGUUAGUGAUUAGAGUGAAUGGGGCGUAGGACUAACAGUUUGCAAACCAUUAGGGAAUUUAGGUUUAGAUGGCCUCUAUCAAAAUUAAAUUACAUUACAGUUGUAAUUAAGGGGUGCCAAUUUGUUAGACCUCCCCUCCCUCAGUCACUCUAAUCACCAACCUGGGAUGCUUAUCCAGUGAUCACACCUACUUGGAAUUUGUUGCCCACAUUGUGCAGUGAAACAGUUGAGCCAAUCUGUGGGUGGCAGUGCUUGUGCUGGCCAAUAAGGCAUACAGAAUGGGGCAGCACAUGAGCCAUAUCAGGACAUCCCUUGUGCCCAUUAAAGGUGGAACCGCACAGCUCAUCAUUUCCAGGUGGCAAGUACUUAAUGUAGUGCAUGCUGAUGGGUGCCAUUUUGCACCCACUAGUGCACAUUGCUCGCACCUAUCCCUGGAUAGGGAUUCCCUGCUAUUAAGCAUAAAAGUGAAGGAAACACAAUACCUUUGGGUUGUGCCAACUUGUUAGGCACCUCCCACAGUGACUAAAAUGACUUUAAAAUGACUCUAUCCCAGGCCUGGAAAGUGAUGAGGUUAUGUAAUAAAAGGCACUAAGUUUGCCCAUGAGCUGUAACCCAUAGCAACCAAUCACCAGGGAGCAAUUACUGGUCACCUGUUUAAAAGCAAACAUCUUAUUAGUUGCUAUGGACAACCUUAGUGCCUUUAUUACAUAUAGGGGUAAGUGAUUUAGGUGAAACAGUAGUAGCAUCCCCCCCCACCAGUGAUUAUGAGUUUCCCUCUCCCAUACGUUUGUGCCCAGUGGACUUUAUAUUCUUACUUGGAGUUGAAAUUGGUGGAUGCGACACAUGAAAAUACGAGGUUGCCCAAAUAUUUACCUAGGUGUAAAUGUCACCCUUUAGUACAUAUGUAGCCUUAUGUGCAUUGCUGUCUCUCUGUGCCACUCUAAGGGUAUGAAAACACCAAGAACAUUUCCUGUGAAUGCACCAGUGAGUAUUAUUGGCCAUUCAGCAUUCUGGCUCCUCCCCUCCCCCCAAUACUGAAGGUCGGCUUCUGUGACUUCCAUCUUGCUUUUUCAUACCCCACUUUGUUAAAGAUGUUUUUUCAAUAAAAAAAAAGGAAAUACUAUUUAAAUAUGAGCUUUGUUGAAUACUGUAUAUGCAUAUUUGUGGGAAGUACUUUUAUUUUCCAGAAUUUCGAUUUGUAUGCAUUUGUAUAUACUUCAGAAACGGCCUUUGUAGAUAAUGAAUUGUAGGUUCUGUAGCCCUGUGGGACUGGUACAUGGAUUUAUUUAUUUAUUAUGCUAUAUACAAAUGGUGGCUGUAACUUACAUGUUAUUCUUAACAUGAAGAAAAAUACAACAACGACAAAAAAUGAUGUUCCCAUACAA